AUGACAAAACAAAAGCUUCUGCUUGAUGGGACACUCUCCUUGUUUCUGAUCGUGGCCUGUGAAGCUCAGCAGCUCCCAAGGAGUCAUGUUGCUGCUGGUUCUGGUCCUCUGUGCGAGAAGGAGGCAGAGUCCUGGGGAAACCUUUUCAGCAGCGAGCGGCUGGAUGCCUGGAUCUGUUCCCUCAUCGGUUCGUUCAUGGUGGGGCUGAGUGGGGUCUUCCCCUUACUGGUGAUCCCGUUUGAGACAGGAGCUGCUCUGCGGUCAGAAGCUGGAUCACAGCGUUUGAAGCAGUUGUUGAGUUUUGCUAUUGGUGGACUACUGGGGAAUGUGUUUCUGCACCUGCUUCCUGAAGCCUGGGCUUACACAUGUAGUGCAACGACAGGAGAAGGGCAGAGCUUUCAGCAGCAGAAGCUUCUGGGUCUCUGGGUGAUCAUUGGUUUUCUGACCUUCCUGGUGCUAGAGAAGAUCUUCCUAGAGAAAGAAGAGGAGUGCCCUGGUGUGGGCUGUGGUUCCAAAGCACCAGCUGGAAAGAUUCCCAAUGGAAGUGGCUACCCCCUGCCCAAAGUGGCAGGCCAACCCCAAAGAGCAGGAACAGGUUCAACUCAGUGCAAUGGCUCUUCGCUCCGGUCUUGUCCAACAGCCAACAGAAUCAAGAUUAGUGGAUACCUCAAUCUGCUGGCCAACACCAUUGAUAACUUCACACACGGCCUGGCAGUAGCAGCCAGCUUCCUGGUCAGCAGAAAGGUUGGGUUCCUGACUACAAUGGCCAUUCUCCUGCACGAAAUCCCACAUGAGGUGGGAGACUUUGCAAUCCUACUUAGGGCUGGCUUUGACCGCUGGAGUGCAGCCAAGAUGCAGCUUUCCACAGCUCUGGGGGGGAUUCUAGGAGCCAGCUUUGCAAUAUGUGCUCAGUCUCCAAAAGGCGCAGGGGAAACAGUAGCCUGGAUCCUCCCUUUCACUUCUGGAGGAUUUCUGUAUAUUGCCUUGGUAAAUGUUGUGCCUGAUCUCCUGGAGGAAAAGAAUCCUUGGAAUUCCCUGCAGCAGAUUCUGCUCCUGUGUACAGGCAUUACAGUCAUGGUGCUACUCUCGCUCACAACCGAGUGACCUCUGCGCAGACCUCACGAUGCCUCCCAGAGCCACCACAGUGGCUCUGAGCUGUUAAAAAGCAAUAAGGAACACUAAUGUUACUUCCUACGUGUGUGCGUGCAGAUCUGGCUGCUAGUAUGAGAAACAGGUGAGAAAGAGGUCUAGAGGUGCAGGACUUCAUUCCCUAGCUCUCCUAUCCCUGUUCUGCUAAAAUCCACACAUCAGGGCUUCCAU
Pterocles gutturalis (yellow-throated sandgrouse) is the source of this 1320-nucleotide messenger RNA. It is a transcript of the gene SLC39A13, whose product is annotated as solute carrier family 39 (zinc transporter), member 13. Gene Ontology annotation, biological process: zinc ion transmembrane transport; intracellular zinc ion homeostasis. Gene Ontology annotation, molecular function: zinc ion transmembrane transporter activity. The transcript is spliced from 9 exons. Gene Ontology annotation, cellular component: membrane. Lineage: Eukaryota; Metazoa; Chordata; Aves; Pterocliformes; Pteroclidae. Bases 1 to 1104 code for a protein of 367 amino acids. The record is from RefSeq and is a predicted model, not a curated record.